AUGGAAGAUCAUUACUAUGAGUGGCUUUUAUCUACUUUGCACGAGAAAAAAGCUUCAAUCCGCGUCCUCGAAACAGGAAUCUGCCGAGGCGACAAGCUAAAAGCUUGGUACGCAAACGAUGAAGCUGGAAAAAUAAUAGAGAAAUCUGCCAAAAAUCUAAAUACACGAUUUAUGCUGACUAAUUUUCUGAAUAUGCGAGCUCCAAUCCUUUAUGAAUAUGAGCCUGAUAAAGUAAUAGUCUAUCUUUACCAUACCCGAGGCCGUAAAGUUCUUACAGCACGAGACAUAGUCGAUCUUUCGAAAAACCAGCUCCAUGGUUUACAAGUCAGGAGUAUUCAUAUGGCCUUAUUAGAAACAUAUUCACGAAACAUUCUCAAAGUAAAAGUCUGACAAGAAUCAGGAGAGCUGCGAAGCGAAAUCAUGAUAGGAAAAUUCUAUAAAGAAGGUGGAAGGCCUGUCAAAGAUAUGGCAAUUAUUGAAAAAACUGAAGCUUUUACUAUAUUUAUUGCUGAGUUUAUUUAUCAAUUUACUAAUGAAUUGAUACAGAAGCUACAAUAUGACCUUGAAAUUGAUGGGAGUGGGCAUGUAUAUUUGAUAAGGGUAAAUAUGAUGGAAUAUGUUAAACAAAGCUUAAAAAAAGAAACGGUCACUAUGUCUAUGCUUGAAAUGCCUAGACAGUCACAAAGAAGGGUCACGCUAAGAUAUACUGAGCCUGUUUCUGAAGACGAAGAAGACGAUAAAAUUGGUAUGAAUUUAAUGCCAAUCCCUUCAUACAAAUCCUUAAAAAAACAAAAAGAUAAUACUGCAAAGCUUAAGCUGGAUUUAAAUCACCCACAAAAAGAACACAGUCCUCUCUUUAUAGACAUGAUGGCCAAGACUUUUGAAAAAAUAAGGCUUAAUGGGAUUUUUAAAGAAAAAAUUGACAUGAAAAGAAAGCUGCUAGAAACAAGCACAAGCUAUGGGAUUUUUCCAUGGAUGGUGCUAUUUUGGCCUUGAUUUUCCCACUAGGAAAAUUUUUUGGUUUGACGAAACCAUAUGGUACUAGUAGAACCAAAAAAUUUUUCCAGUGGGAAAAUCAAGACCAUACUGCGCCAUCCAUAGGGAAUUGCAAUACAAAAUCCCAGCACUUGACUUGAAUUUUAUUAAAAAAAUCCGCAAAGAAACAAAAAAAAUUAAAACUUUGAAAGAUUUAAUAAACACUUUAGGAGCUGAAAGACUAGAAAAAAAGACGAAAGAGUUCGAAGAAAUCAAUGAGCUGCACGAAAUCAAUAUAAAUCAGCAGCUGGCGUUUACACCUCUGCCAACUUCAAAAAUGGCAACCCCAAAACCAUCUGAUUUAGAAUUAACGACUGCAUUAGCUUCACAGGCUUAUUUAACAGAAAGAAUAAAUUCCCAGCAAGACCCAAUUUCACCAACCAAUGUAUACAAAAAAGGACUAAACACCAGUCGAUUACUUCAGCUUUAUAUAGAAGAAAAAGACAUGCUUUAUUCCCACAAGUACUCUAACACCCCUUAUCAAAGAGGCUCAAGCUUUUCUCGAUCCUCAAGGAGGAUUGGGCUAAAUUCCCCAUUAACAGCAAGAUCAGCACGUAGGAAUUUGGAUUUUUAA
Molecule: messenger RNA, 1609 nt
Organism: Blepharisma stoltei
Lineage: Eukaryota; Ciliophora; Heterotrichea; Heterotrichida; Blepharismidae
Source: the annotation of a GenBank genome assembly